AUGGAAGGAUCCAACAGCCCAGAGGCUGAGCAUACUGAGAAACCCGCGUCUCCCCAGAACGGAGGAAGCUCUGUAGACCAGAGCCCACUCCCACAAAAUGGUGACAAAAAACGCCAAUCUGACAGUGAAGAGCCAGAGCCCAAGAGAGCCCACCAAGAAGAAACGCCAGACUAUAUCCAGUCUCUUUCACGAAAGGAGAAUUCGGUAACACCUAGUCCAGCAUCAUCCUCUGUUUAUAAAGAAACAAAGAAAGAGCUUCCAGCAUGGAUGAAGAGCAAAGCACAGCCUUCUGAAGCCAACAAGUACGAUAAAUACGGUGGGAGAUCUUCAGCGGCACGUGAGCUGUCAGCAGCAUCCAAAUACGACAAAUACGCCAAGUAUGCCUCCAAGGACGACAGGUAUCUGAAGUACGGUGCUAAGGUAGACUCUCAAGAUGCUCGAGUAGUGAGACGUGCUGAUACAGAACCAGAAAAAGAUCCCCGCAGAGGUCCUAGUCAAAGAGAACCUAUAGAACCUCCUGUGGAAGGCCUGCCUGCAGUUGCAGCAUACACAAGUGUCCCAUCUUUGGGAGGAGCAGGCCAGAAGAGUGAGUACAGAACAUUUCAGAGUAGCAUUGCUCAUAAGGAAAAUAAGGAUAUCAACAGCAUUGUCAGACAGCACUACAACCAGCGAACCUUCCAGCUGCGGAUGCAGGGCUCCAGAACGAGGUCGCCGAUCUACAAGCUUAGAAACUUCAAUAAUGCCAUCAAGUACAUGUUGCUUGGAAACCAUGUCAAAAGACUGCUGCCUGGAGCCCAACUCGUGCUUCUAGACUUCUGCUGCGGUAAAGGUGGUGACCUAAAUAAGUGUGAGUUUGUGCAUGUGGACCAGUAUAUUGGCGUGGAUAUUUCGGAUGCUUCAGUUAAAGAAGCGUUUUCUAGAUACUCCCAGAACAAGGCUAGAUUCAUUCCCCAGAACCCCCAGGCUAAGCGGUCUCGUGAUUCUAAGCGCUACAACUUCGAGGCUUGCUUUACUACAGGUGAUUUGUUUACCUACUCGCUACCCGAGAUCCUAGAGCCAAACUUCCCUGGAAUCAUGGACGGCUUGUUCCCUGUGGACUGUGUCAGCGUUCAGUUUUCAUUUCACUAUGCAUGGGAGACGGAGUCCAAAGUCCGUACUGUACUCACCAACAUCACAAGAUCAUUGAGACCCGGUGGAACUUUCAUCGGAACGAUUCCGUCAUCCGACUUCAUCAAGGAAAAAAUUGUCAACAAAAACUUUUACGAGAAAAACACAUUCGGCAACGACUUGUACCAUGUUCGUUUUGAGAACGAUCCUCCAGAGGAUGGUGUUUUCCGUGAGCCUUUUGGUAACCGGUACGACUAUUUCUUGAAAGACGCAGUCGACGACGUGCCCGAGUACGUGGUGCCAUUCGAAUACUUCCGUUCGUUGUGCGAGGACUUCGGCUUGAUCUUGCGGUACAAAAAGAACUUCACAGAUAUCUUCAACCAGGAGAUACCGAAGUACUUUGGCAAGCUCAACAAGAACUUGAUCGACGGUAUGAAGCGUGCGGACGGAAAGUAUGGCGUGGAGGGCGCCGAAAAGGAAGCUGUGGCAUUUUAUGUGGGCUUCGUCUUUGAAAAGCUCGGCAAUUAA
Messenger RNA from Candidozyma duobushaemuli, 1635 nucleotides. It is a transcript of the gene ABD1, whose product is annotated as mRNA (guanine-N7)-methyltransferase. The record is from RefSeq and is a predicted model, not a curated record. Lineage: Eukaryota; Fungi; Ascomycota; Pichiomycetes; Serinales; Metschnikowiaceae. The coding region runs from base 1 to 1635 and encodes 544 amino acids. Gene Ontology annotation, cellular component: nucleus. Gene Ontology annotation, biological process: 7-methylguanosine mRNA capping. The transcript has a single exon. Gene Ontology annotation, molecular function: mRNA 5'-cap (guanine-N7-)-methyltransferase activity.